AUGAAGGAAGUAUCGCGCAAGGAUAAGAGGAGGUACAACCUAGAGAACAAAGUAAGAAAGAUUCAAUCUUCUUUUCUUAAAGAUAAAGACAGCUAUUAUAAGGAUCGUCUUACUACAUUACAGACCGAUUUAACUACUUUACAUCAAGGUAAUAACAUGUUGUUGCAACGUAAAUUGAGAGAUUUACAAGAAGAUAGAGAUUUUGAAUUGGUAAAAUUACGUUUAUAUGAAGAAUAUAGAGUAAGUCGAAGUAGUAUAGAGUUUCAAGAAGAUAUCGAUAAAGCAAAAGAUGAUCAUGAGAAAUUGGUGAAAUUAUGUAAAGAAAAAUUAUAUUCAAAGAUUGAAUCACAAAUCAAAAAAUUGAAAGAAGAAAAAAUGUUGAUGGACGUUGCUAAUAUACAUUCAUAUUCCAUGGAUUAUAGUAAGCCUUUCUAUCAAAAAAAUACUAGAAGUCAUACUUCGUCGAAUAACGGAGGUGAUAUUAAUGGUACGGGAAGUCCAAAUUAUAUGAAAUCUGGUGCAGGUUCUGGCUGGGAAUCAAAUAACGAUUCAGCUACCGAUACUGCUACAGGCUUGGAUAGAAGAGCUUUGAGACGGAGAGUAAAAACAAGGGAAACAGGCGGUACUACAAGUGGAUUUACAACAAAUAAUGACUAUUAUUCAGGAAAUAAUACACAUUAUACUGAUGAAUCCGAUUCAAGGACAGGAUACUCUACAACCCAACGAGGUGCCAGAGGAAAAUCUAGAUCGAAUACAACUCCAAUAACAGAAAAGAAACCAAACGAUUUAAAUUCAGAAUCUGAUUUCUUACAAGGGAUUAGUGAUUACGCUGACUUACAAGUAUUAUUGUUUGGUGAGAAAGAAGAGAAACCAGAUAAUAAGAAGAAGCAUAGAAAUAACCCACGUUAUUCUGCUAAGUCUGCCCCUUUAUUAAACUCCUUGACCAAUGAUGAAGUUACUGACGAUAUUGCUUUAUUGAAAACAUUGUGUGGUGAACCACAGACUCCGUUCAGGUCUCAUGCUCCUGCAUAA
Molecule: messenger RNA, 1032 nt
Organism: Maudiozyma barnettii
Lineage: Eukaryota; Fungi; Ascomycota; Saccharomycetes; Saccharomycetales; Saccharomycetaceae
Gene: SDS3
Product: Sds3p
Exons: 1
Coding region: 1-1032 (343 amino acids)
Biological process (GO): negative regulation of transcription by RNA polymerase II
Cellular component (GO): Sin3-type complex
Molecular function (GO): histone deacetylase binding
Source: RefSeq, a predicted model, not a curated record